CCAACGAAGUCCUAACAUCACGAAGCAAUGCAUUCACAAAUCUUACCUAUUAUCCAUAUUAGCAAAGUGCUCAUUGAGAGCCGCAAUUUCAGGUCCUUUGUUUCAACAUCUUUUUAAUCAUCCCUAACAACAUAAACGGGGCUGGACUCAAAAAAGGCCCGACCUUGGUGCUCUUCGGUUCGUUCAAAUUCCGGGACUGGCGCCUGGCUGAGCAGGAUCAUUGAACACUUUUUGAAAUUAAACGUUUCCCCUGUCUCUGCCAUCUCUUCUCCGCACUUGACUUCCAGUCACUAUUCUGGAACUGGGGGAGGAGGACUCGGCCCACUAGAAUUUGAUCCAUCAUAUCGGACAAUGAGAUCGUUCAUACGUUCAUUCACACAAUAGGGGGAAAAGAUUGGGGCAUCAUCUCAAUUGAGCCCAGUCGCCCUUGAGAAGAUGAAUCAGGAGGGCAAGUUGUUCCUGUUUGGAAUCAACUAGAAGCCCCGAAGACUCGAAUUCAUUGAUCUAUAUUGCGUCCCAGUGUUUUUGUCUCCCAGAUCCAUUGCUCAUUAUUUGAGACCAUGUGUUGGGGAAUCCCUGAUCAAGAGUCGUCCACCGAUAUGGAUCUGACCCUAACUAGACGACCAACCGGGACUAGACGGAGGCAAUUGGAAUGGUUGACCAAUUUUGUCUUGGUUGUGGUGUCGCUCUUUGGUUGCUCAGUGGGUUGUGGUCUUUUGGGUUUUUACAAGAUCCACUUGCUCAGCUUUGUUUCGUUUGAGUUCUACAUCAUUCCGUUGGUCUUGUUGGGUGGUGGACUAUUUACCCUAAUGGUCUCAGUGGUUGGCCUUUUGGCCACUUCCAAACGGAGCCCCUGCCUUCUUGUCUUCUACGCAUUCUGCCUUUGUUUGGCAUUUUUGGUUUUGGCUGCAGGCGUGGUCUCUUCGGUCAGGAUCAUUUUCAUAAUCUAUCUUGGAAUAGACCACGGAUUGGCAUUGCCACUCGUAAAAGAAUAUGGCACGGAUCCGCAUGCGACAGAAAUUUGGGAUUCCUUGCAAGAAACAUAUCGAUGUUGUGGUGCCGAAACCACUUUUGACUUGGGAUACAUGGUUUGGCAAACAAAUAAGCAGCUACAAGCCCAUCACGCCGUCCCCGACAGUUGUUGCUUAAAACGGAAACGAGAUUGCGGUUAUGACAUUUUUGUAAAACACGAAUUGAUCAAAAUGUCGGAAUAUGUUAAAAAGAUCCAUGUGCAUGGAUGCAUUCGAGCAAUGGAAUAUGUUUUAAAGGACCACGUUGCGCCUAUUUUAUUUAUUUUUGCCAUAUCUGGCACAGUCCUAGCCAUUGUCGAGUUACUCGGUGUGGUUUUGGCUUGUUGUUUGGCCAAUGUGAUCUUGGAAGAAAAUCGAGAGAGCUUACGAACCGAAAGGGUGAACACUUUAAAACGCAUGAAGGCUGCUGAAGAAAACUUUGAUAUCUAGACAAUUUCUCUGGCUCACUCAAGCACUCAAAAUAUGUAAUAAAUAUACAAAUGAAAAGCUUCUCGGCAUUCUUUAUGUAUCUGAAGCUUUCAAAUGCUGAUGAAAUUUUUUAUAACGUUAUAUUACAUCGAUCCAAUGAAUUACGCCAGUAAAUACUUCAAUGUACCAAAUGCAGCUUCAUUAGCAUCA
Molecule: messenger RNA, 1649 nt
Organism: Tigriopus californicus
Lineage: Eukaryota; Metazoa; Arthropoda; Copepoda; Harpacticoida; Harpacticidae
Product: CD63 antigen-like
Exons: 4
Coding region: 561-1460 (299 amino acids)
Cellular component (GO): membrane
Source: RefSeq, a predicted model, not a curated record